AUGUCUGCGGAGGCGGCACACAUUCUGAGAAAAAAGGAGGGCAUCCUGUCCUUGGAGAAGUAUCUUGAUCGUAAAAUCGUGGUAUCGCAAAAAGGGCACGAAGUGCACGGCGUACUGAAAGGGUUUGACAAUAAUGUGAACUUGGUUCUAGCCGACGCAGAGUUGUGGCACCGCAACACACACAUGCGCACGAUUGGCGCCUGUGUCGUGCGUGGUGGCCCAGUGAACAUCAUCCUUUCCGGUGACACCACCGUGAUCCCAAACCCCUUUAUUUAG
Messenger RNA from Leishmania mexicana MHOM/GT/2001/U1103, 276 nucleotides. Its product is annotated as putative Lsm7p protein. Gene Ontology annotation, cellular component: U12-type spliceosomal complex; spliceosomal tri-snRNP complex; catalytic step 2 spliceosome. Bases 1 to 276 code for a protein of 91 amino acids. The transcript has a single exon. The record is from RefSeq and is a predicted model, not a curated record. Lineage: Eukaryota; Euglenozoa; Kinetoplastea; Trypanosomatida; Trypanosomatidae. Gene Ontology annotation, molecular function: RNA binding.